Cylicostephanus goldi is the source of this 375-nucleotide messenger RNA. NCBI's taxonomy places the organism in Eukaryota, Metazoa, Nematoda, Chromadorea, Rhabditida, Strongylidae. The record is from the annotation of a GenBank genome assembly.
AUGGCCAUGGGUGGUACAGAUUACAUACAGAGGUGUGGAGGAGCCCUUAUCAAUGAAGAGUAUGUGCUAACUGCAGCGCAUUGUUUUGCACGAAGAGGGCACUACAUCAAAAACCUCUCUAUCCACUCAAUGUUCAACGUACUUUGGCCAAGUUCCUAUGAUGUGGCCUUGCUUAGGAUAGGUCCACCAGUGAAGUUCAAUGAGACUGACAUAGCACGCCCAAUUUCAACGUUUUCAGGAUGGGGAAUGACUAUGGAAGGUGGAAAAAAAUCGGACAUACUGCGAGAAAUUCACGUCCCAAUUCUACCCUUUAGUCAGUGUAAUAACUUACAACAUUAUGCAGGAAGAGUGCAUUUGCCUUCAAUGAUCUGCGCA